AGCGAGGCGUCAGAAGCAGACAAAUUCAAGUUGCUGCCUAGGUAUGUAUGGUGAGAGCUUAGACCUGAGGUAAUGAAGGUAGCGGUCGGCGCAAAUGGUGAGUGGGCAAAGUUUAAAGAGGAGAUGCAGAGACGUUUCAAGUUCGGUGACGGCCUCCUCACCAAAGAAGACCUGGAAAUGUUGAGAUGGGACGAAUUCUCCAUAGUGGGGUCCUUCGCCACGGCGUUUGAGAAAAUGGCAAAGAAAGUCCCAGGGUUGGCAGAAGAGGAGCAGUGUGCCACUUUCCUAGGGCACUUCAAGAACUGGGAGGGCUCGUCGCUAGCUAAGAAGGCUGCUCCAGGAAAGAAGCUCACUUGGGCUGCCAUAAACGAUGGCGUAAUGGAUGGAGAACUGGACCAGGUAGACAUCUUCCAAAUGAGGCAGGCUAGGAAGAAGAGGAAGGCUUUGGAUGCCACCACGAAUGAUGGACGUGAUUUCAAGAAAAUGAUAGAGGACGCGGUGGCCCAGCUCGACGCAGAGAAGGAGGCAAAAAGGAAAACCAUGGCAGCGCCACAGAUCGUAGGGAAAGCAAAAAAGGCAGUAGUGCAGGAAGAGGAAGAAGAGGAAGAGGAAGAGGAGCCCGAGCCUCAGAAGUUGACUAAGGCUCAGAGGAAAGCAAAGAACUUUGCUCAAGGGGGCCAAGGCUCGGGGAGGGGUCAGGUCCCGCAGGCUGUGGCAAUGACCCCUCCUGAGUCGUCCCAUCAAGCUGCAUCAGCACCCUAUGGGCUGUGGCCGGGUUGUGGGCCUCCGAGUCAUUGGCAUGGACACUGUUCAUACGCCCCGUGGCCUAUGAGUGGGCCACAUGGAUCAUGUGCCGGACCGUCAAUGAGCGUGGCUUCCUAUGGCUGCCCAGGACCCCAAACCCAACAAGUAAGCCAUCCAGCCCCACUGCCAACCCAACCCCAGGAGUCCGCCCCACAAGGGUCGCAAGGCAAUCAAGGCGGUGGACGAGGACAAAAUCAAGGGUGGGGCCGAGGACGAGGGAAUGGUGGUCGGGGAGGAAACGGCAGAGGGAAUAGUGGUGGUAACGCUGCAGGCGGGGGAAGCGAGGGAUGGACAGCAUCCGGGAGUCAAGAUGGCCAGGAAGGUGGAAGAGGUGCUGGCAGGGGGAGAAUAGAUUGGAGGAACGCCAUUUGUUGGCACUUCGGGCAGAAAGGUCACACUAUCAAGUUCUGCCAUGUCCGGAGAAACGAUGAAGACGAAGGCCUAAUCAAUAACAACUAUGAUGGGGAUAUGUACGACAAGUGGGGGUACCACCUUGAUCCAAGGACCCCAGGCGGGACAAGGAAGGAGGCCCUACGACGAGCCGAGGCAGGUGAACCACCCGCUCCUCCAGCCAUGUUUCGGAUAUGGCAGGAGAAAGGGGUCCGUAGUGACAACAGGGUUGAAGAGGUGGGAGAGAACGAAAAGGUGGAGCAAGAGCGGAAAACCGGCACUACUAAGGCUGAGCCCAUCAUAGUAGAGUCGGACGAUGAGAUUGAAGAGGAUUACUCAUGUGGCCUCCCUAACGCAGAUGCGCUUUCAGAGGCAUGCGCUGGGAGGGCUGUAAUAUCUCUGAUAGACUUGUAUUCUGGUUAUGAUCAGUUUCCUGUUUACCCAUUUGACAGGCCGAUGACGGCGAUGCAUACCCCACGAGGGCUGAUCCACAUGAAUGUCGCACCRCAGGGGUGGACAAAUGCGGUUGCCAUGGUCCAGAGGCAUAUGGUGAGAGCAAUGCAGUCAGUAAGCCCUCACAUCACGCAGCCUUAUAUCGAUGAUUUGGCCGUGAAAGGGUCGAAGGUAAAGGAUGAGCAGGAGGUAAUGCUGGGAAUCAGRCGGUUUGUUUGGGAUCAUGUGCAGGACUUGUGUCAAGUCCUGGACUUGCUACAAGAGCAUAACCUCACUGCAAGUGGGCCGAAAUCCAAACACUGUAUGCGAGGAGCGACUAUCUUAGGAUUUGUGUGCGACGAGAAGGGUCGUCGGCCACAUACUAAGAAGACCAAUAAGAUUUUCGAAUGGCCAACCCUAUUCGAGACGAUUACUGAGGUGAGAAGCUCCCUCGGAACGUGUGGAUUUUGGAGAAUAUUUAUAAAAGGGUUUCCGACGAAGACGGAGCACCUGCGAAAGCUCGUGCGCCAAGGACAAGAUUGGGAGUGGGGAGAUAGACAGGAGUCUGUGAUAAAGGAUCUGAAGAAGGAGUUUGAAGAAGGAGGACUGGUAUUGGGAGUACCAGACCAUGSGGCUGUUAUGACCAGRCYYUUUAUCAUAGAGACARAUGCAGGACCGRCCGCUUUGGGAGGAGUUUUGAUCCAGAAAGACCUCAAUGGAGAGGAGCGACCGCUAAGAUUCGAGAGUCGAACGCUUAAUACGGCUGAGAGAAACUACUCUCAGUUCAAGCGCGAAACCUUGGCAGUCCUCCACUGCUUGAGAAUUUUCAGAAACUACCUCUUUGGCAACAGGGGGUCUGAAUUCACCAGUGCAGAGGUAAAAGCACUCUUGAAGAGGUACGGGGUGAUUGCUGAGUAUACUACUGCAGCACACCCUCAAGCAAAUGCACCGGUGGAGAGAGGACACAACACCAUCUCGAACCUUCUGGCAAAAUGGACCAGUGGGAGGCCAAAUCAGUGGCCAGAUUUUUUGAGAGUGGACUUUUUUGUAGACAACAUCACCGUGAGGAGGAACACCGGUUAUGCGCCAGCCACGCUAUGGUAUGGCGGGCAUGCAACGUUUCCUAUCGAGAGCUUCCUGAAGACAUGGAAGCGGCAGGACCUCGAGUCAGAGUUGACGUUCGAGGAACUGCUCGAUUUAAGGGCGCGUCAGAUCGGAGCCAUAGAGGACAGGAUUGAAGGAGCAGCGAGUAAGGUGGUAUAUAACCGGGCACAGGAUAAGUUCAGGUGGGACAAGAUGGCAAGAGUGAGGAAGGAGCCACUCAAAGUGGGUGACACGGUGCUGUUGUACGACUCGUCCCUUGAGAAACAAUGGUCACGAAAGUUGGAUAAGCGGUGGUUGGGACCGUACAAGGUGGCAAGAGUUGGAGAGCAUGGCGUGUACCAAAUUGAGGAAAUGGAUGGAACAGCCUGGAGAGAUUGGGAUUCAGGCUCGAGGCUGAAGAAGUUUGUUGCUCGAGAUGAGGAGUCAGCGACCUGGACGGAGUUUGAGAGGAGAAUGGAGGGACUACACCCAUCACCCGUGGGGAGAGAUGGAGUACCGAUCCGAUUUGAUGGGACGAACGUGGAUGAGUUCCUGUGGGCAUACGAGCGUUUUGCAGAUGAGCGAAACAUCGCACCAGAGGGAAGGAUGACAGGAUUCAUCCAGUUCGUAAGGAGGUCCAUCAGACAGUUUGUCAAGAGCGUUGUGGAGAGGGUUGUGCACUGGGGGGAUUGCAGGCAAUUGUUGAGGGGCUACUACACUCCAGCGCGUCAGGCAGAGGAAAGGAGGAGUCUGGAAAGGAAAAGGAAGGAACCAGAGGCUGAGGGUAGAAGGACCUUCGAGAGAGGUGCCUCGUCCAGAUCUCAGGAGGGUAAGAGGAGAAGGGAGCAUGCCACCCGCAGGAUGGAGAGAAGUGGGGAGCUGCCAGCUGAGAGGAGUCAGAGGAGGAGAGAGUCAGAGGUGCCUGAGGCUACUCCUCAGUCUAUUCAGAGGCAAGAGGAUCAGUCUAUGGUAGAAGUAAGACAGGAGGCACCCCGUGAGCUGACAGAACAGAGGAUGGAUGAGGACCAGGCUGAGAGAGAAAAGGAGUUGGACAGACAAGAAAGGGUCGCAAGAGAACGAGAGAUCAGAGCAGAAGUCAGGAGGAAGAACCUAGAGGAACUCCACAGGAGAGUGGAGCAAGGACAGCGGCCGGUGGACUUUAAGGACAAAAAGGGAAAGAGUGUAAGCAGCCAGUAUGAAGAAGACCCUCCUCUACUCUCUGAAGCGUGGAAAAACUUUGAUAGGUUGAUGGGAGCUGCGAGAGGACCAGAGGGACCUCAGCAAGAGAUGGGGGUGAAGUUGGUCUUCGCAGACUUGCUCACGUUGAAGGGAGUAAUGAAGGAAGGAUUUGCAGCCGCACGAGCAUCAAAUCAGAAGAUUGGAGAGAGGUUGACCAAGGUGGCUCAGAAGGCCUAUGGUCAGAGGGUGGAAUGGGAGCAGGAGACUAGGGAUCUUAAAGAGAACCAGGAGAGACAGGAUCGCGAGUUGCACGCAAUGAAGGUGGAACUGGAAAAGGCUUGGGCUGGCAAUGAGGCAAUAAGGCAGGCAAAGGAGGUAAAGUGGGAGAAGAGAAUUAAGGAGCUGGAAGCGAAGCUCGAGCAGAGGGCUCCCACAGCUUUGGUGGAUUGGACUGAGGUCCAAGGAUUUGAAAUGAAGAAGCCACCUGCAGAGGAAGCUUUCAAAAGUGAGAAGGAGGAAGAAAAGACUGAUCUACAGGAAGGAGAAGAUGUGUCACUGUUAGACAAAGACAUGUUACGGCCUCAGGAGGUGCACGUGGAAGAGAAGGCCAAGAGUGAGGAGUCUGAAUGGCAGAUGCCUUCCACCUUGGCACUCCAGCAGGCUCGCAAGGGACAGGAUGUGACACAACAGGCAGAGAUGGAGAGAGAUGAGGGGGCACUGCCUGUCAAUCAGAUGGCUGCUGAGGGGCAGAUGGUCCAGGGGAGCGAGGUUGAGGCUAAGCAGAGAGUAGGCCAGGAGACUUGUCAGGAGUCUACCACGCCUCAGGAUAUGCCAUUGGCAGUAGGCUUGGAGGAGGCGUUUGGCUCAUUGGCCACAGGGUCUGGUUCAACAGUUCGAGCGAGUGGGCCAGUGAGACAGACAGAGGAGAGAGCAACCUGCCCCACUCCAUCUGAGACUCCCCAGCAGGAGGUUACGAGCGAAGUUACGACAGUUUCAUCCUCAGUACUCUCACAGGAAGAAGAGAAGACGGCACAGAAGAAGCCUGAGAAGUGUUUCUACUGCAAGAAGGGCAAACACUUCUCUGAUGAUUGCCCCAAGUUUUAUGAGGAUGAGGCGAGAGGGUUUGUUACCAGAGUAUCCACUGGGAUUUGGAGGGAUAGGAAUGGUAAUUUGGUUGAGAGGUCUCGUGAUGGUGGUAGGAUUCAGUUGUACAGACAGAUAGGUGAGGUGAUGAUUGACUAGGAUUUGACAUUAGGGUCCGGAAAGGUCUAAACCUUCGCAUGAGUAAAAUAUCUUUGACUCU
Molecule: messenger RNA, 5191 nt
Organism: Chara braunii
Lineage: Eukaryota; Viridiplantae; Streptophyta; Charophyceae; Charales; Characeae
Source: the annotation of a GenBank genome assembly